Messenger RNA from Fusarium mangiferae, 318 nucleotides. RefSeq lists its product as uncharacterized. Gene Ontology annotation, molecular function: RNA binding. NCBI's taxonomy places the organism in Eukaryota, Fungi, Ascomycota, Sordariomycetes, Hypocreales, Nectriaceae. The record is from RefSeq and is a predicted model, not a curated record. The transcript is spliced from 4 exons. The coding region runs from base 1 to 318 and encodes 105 amino acids.
AUGUCUUCCAAACUCUAUAUCGGAAACCUUGCCGGUAGCACAACCGAUGAAAGCCUUCGAAAAGCCUUCGGAAAUUACGGCCAAGUCUUGGACUCCAUUGUAAUGCGGGACCGUGACUCUGGUAACUCUCGAGGCUUCGGUCUUGAUGGAAAUCGUAUCACUGUUAGCAUGGCCAAUGCUGAGUCUACUGGUAAUAGUGGUGGUGCCUACAACGGUGGUCAAGGCGGUUAUGGUGGAGGUUAUCAACAGGGAGGGGGAUACAGCGGUGGUUAUUCCCAGGGAGGAUAUGGUGGAGGAGGAUAUGGUGGAGGCAACUGA